GCUGGGUAAGGCGAUCCCCUGAAGUGAGUAAGACUCUGAGUUGUUCAAGUUUUCAAAGCGGCUGCUGCAGCUCUGGGAGAAGGGGAGGCGAGCUGGAGGGCGCAGGGCCAAGCAGAGGAUCCCGCCGAGCUGAACCAGCUGGGUGACACGCUCAAGGCAGGAAUUCUGGUGCCCCCAAGAGACGGAUCUGGCCCUUGGCUCAGCUGACCCUACGAUGUGAACUUUGCCCCUCCAGGUGAGGACGGGAGUUUUAAAAUAAAAUGGAUGAUUUGACAUUACUCGAUCUUCUGGAGUGCCCCGUGUGCUUUGAAAGGCUGGAUGUCACAGCCAGAGUCCUCCCCUGCCAGCACACCUUCUGCAAGCCGUGUCUCCAGAGGAUCCUCAAGGCCCACAAGGAGCUGAGGUGCCCGGAGUGCAGGACCCUGGUGUUUUGCAGCAUCGAGGCGCUGCCAGCCAACCUGCUGCUCGUCCGUCUUCUGGAUGGUGUGCGUGCAGGCCAGAGCUCAGGGAGAGCGGGCUCCUUCCGCAGGCCCGGCGUGCUGACCUUGCAGGACGGCAGGAAAGGCAGGGCUGCCCCCAAAGGUCUUCAGUCCAGCCCUCUCCGACCGGUGCCUAAUGUCCGAAUCCACAUGGAUGGGGUGCCUCGAGCGAAGGCCUUAUGCAACUACCGAGGGCAGAGUCCUGGUGACCUGAGAUUUAAUAAGGGAGACGUCAUCCUCCUCCGGAGACGGCUGGACGGGAGCUGGUACCAGGGGGAGGUCAAUGGGGUCAGUGGGACCUUCCCAGCCAGCUCCGUUCAAGUCAUCGAGCAGCUGCCCCAGCCGCCCCCACUCUGCCGGGCCCUCUACAACUUUGACCUACGAGACAAGGACAAGAGUGAGAACAAGGACUGCCUGACCUUCCUCAAGGAUGACAUCAUCACUGUGAUCGGCAGAGUGGAUGAGAACUGGGCAGAAGGCAAGCUUGGAGACCAAGUAGGCAUCUUUCCUAUCUUGUUUGUAGAGCCAAAUCUCACCGCAAGACACCUCCUAGAGAAGAAUAAAAGCCACCAGUCAUGCUGCACAAAAAGCCUGUCUCUUGCAUCCUCAUUUUCCAGAAGCAAGGCGGCCAACACCCCUACCCUCCGAAGGGGCCCCGGGGGCAGGAGGAAGGGGCCCGGGCAGUUCUCCAUCACGACAGCAUUGAACACCCUCAACCGGAUAGUGCAUUCUCCUCCGGGGAGCCGUCUGGUAGAGAUCAGCACCCCGGUGCUUAUCAGCUCCAGCAACCCCUCUGUGAUCACCCAGCACUCCGAGAAAGCAGAUGUUCCUCCCAGCUCUGCGGGGCAGGUCGGCACGUACCACCCCACACCUGCGUCCCCAGGACAUUCCCUGGCCGGCGCCAUCGCCAGCCUGCCCGGCUCCCAGCAACACCUCUCAGCUAACAUGUUUGUCGCCCUGCACUCCUACUCGGCCCAAGGACCCGACGAGCUGGUGCUGCAGAAGGGAGAAGGCGUCAGGGUCCUGGGGAAGUGCCAGGACGGCUGGCUCAGGGGCGUGUCCCUGCUCACUGGGCGCGUCGGUGUCUUCCCCAAACACUGUGUCAUCCCCAUUUUCAGAAAGACAUCCAGUUUUCCAGAUCCCCGGAGCCCCGGUCCCGACGCCACAUGGAUGGUGUCCACCUCCUCUGUGUCCUCCCAAGGCAGCGCUUCGGAAGGUGACCCCCGGCAAAGCCGUCCCUUCAGGUCGGUCCUUGUGCCCACGGCUGCCGGCACGACGCCCGGACAGGGCUCUCUCCGCAAAGGGCGGAGCAGCACGAGAAAGAAUGGAUCCCUGCAGAGAGCCGUCCAGUCGGGGGCCCCCACCCUUGCGGGCUCCCUCAGACGUAGCCCCAUCGUGGUCGUCCGGCCUCAGCAGUUCCAAUCGUACCAGCCACAGAGCAUCCCCUCCGCACCCUCAGCGGCGGUGGCCGAGAGGGGCCCCAAGCCCGCGCCCACCGGGGAGCCCACCCUCCCGCGUGCCAGCAGGGGCGGCGAUGCCAGGACCCACUCAGCAGCCAACUCCCUCAUCAUGGAAGGCAAGGAAAACCCCCCCAAGAGUGAGCCUCUACCAAAACCACCUGCAUCUGCCCCACCUUCGAUCCUGGUGAAACCAGAAAACUCGAGAAAUGGCACCGAAAAGCAAGUCAAAACUGUGAGAUUUCAGAAUUACAGCCCUCCUCCUGCCAAGCAUUACACCUCCCAUCCCACCUCCGGAAAGCCUGAACAGCCAGCUACCCCUAAGGGGUCCCUGCCUGAAGCGUCCCCCUUGGAGCCAGAGAUGACUGUCCUAUUCGCCCACCGAAGUGGCUGCCACUCCGGACAGCAGACAGACCUCUGGAGAAAGUCAGCUUCUGGCAAGACCCUGACCCCAGUGUCCACUGCCUCAGCCACACAGACCAUGUUUCCCAGCAAAUGAAUCUGUGGGUGGCUUUUCCUCGACCCCAAAAAGAUGAAUUGCAUUUAAAUACAGUCUCCUCCACAGAGGGUGUCCUGCCGUUCUCUGGGGACUUGAGCCUCCAUGGAGGGCAUGCUGCCAUUCUUUGGGGACUUGAGCAUGGGUCCUUGUGACCUCCUGUUUAUCUCCAGGAAAGGAGAGGUGGGAGAAGAGGUCCCUCCCCUGGGUGAGAGGAUGGAUUGGGUGUCUCCCAACAUGAGGAUUCAGGGCAGCAAGGCUACUGCUCAGACCAGAGAGCAGGAGACCACCCUGCCCGCCCUGCUCCCCAGCACAGUCUGAGGCCUGUCACCCUGUGUUCUGUGUAGAAUUUCUACGGUGUCCUAACAGGGCUUCCGCCAGGGGUGUCACAAUAGUGGGAAUGUGGGCAUCACUUCUUUGAUCUCAUCACCAUGUUUUUAAGCAUCAGAACCACUUCUGCCAUCUUCUGGGGCUUAGUGGGCACCGUGUCUUUUCCCCUCCACUGAGUCAUAAUCCUGACUGCAAAGGGAGAAUUCCUGGAACAGGCAUAUGAUGGGUAUCUUGAACAUUUCGAGAACCCUCUAAAACCAAAGGGAGUAAGCUCUCUGGGUUUGUUCCAAACAAGAAUGUCAGAGAGAAUGCUACCUAUUAUCAUACUUUCAGCUUCUCAAUCUGUUUCCCCACAUGUAAUUCUAUACAUGGGAUAAACAGGAAGCAGGUAGCUGUGAACAGGGUCCUAUAUAGUGUUACAGGCCAUGCAUUCAUUCUGGCUUUGGUCUGACUUCCCCAAGAAAACACGAGAUGCUUGAAAACAACUUUGUAAGGGGUUUGAGUUUAGAUAUAUAUUCUGUUUGCAUUGCAACAUUCUUUACUUGCUCUGGUUUCUUCUCAUUUGCGGCAGACAAGCUGUUUCCCCAGGAUAAGGCAGCAAUGUCCGUGGGAAAUGCUAGUCGAGGCUGGGGUGGGCACUUUGUAGAGGAAAGCUGCUGGAGAGGCACUGGGCGGACAAGGCUGGAAUGGAAAAGGGGGAAGGGAGGUGAAGAAAAUAUGUAGCAGAGAAAAAGGGGAGGUUAUAAGAGGAAGGAAAAGAAAGAGAGGAGUGCAGAAAGCGGCUGGGAAGCAGAGGAAAGGGGCAGAGAGGCACUCACAUUCCAGACGAGUGGGACCAGAAGGGCAGAGUCUGCAGACUAGAUGAGCCCACGGAGGUGGGGCUGGGGUGGCAGCGACCAGUCAGCAGGGCUCGCGAAGAGGGUGAGAAGCGUCCCCAGGAGCGAGGCAGUGCUCAGGGAGAGCCCGUUAAUUCUCAUUAAACUCAACUGCUGCAAGUUAACAUUUAUCGUAUGCCCAUCAGGGUGGGCACUUUAGUCCAUAAAUACUGUUUACUACUGAGGCCGAUUGUCAUUAAAAAAAAAAAAAAGAGAGAGGGGGCAGGUCUAAUUAGACCUUUUCCCUGGACAGUUUUCAAAUCCUGGGAUUAAAGCCAUGCAUUGUUUACAUACCCCGCCAGACACUUGGCAAACUGAAUUGUCCAGAUUUUUCCAGACCUUGAAGCAAAAGCAAAACCAUAAUCCUGCCAAGCAACAGGGCACAUGUGUCAGACCGAGGCAUUGGCGGGGCCCACCUGGCAGCGUGGUCUGAUGUUUCUGGGAGUCACUGGUCUGCUCCACAAUGUCGACAUGCCAACUCCAUGCCUUAUGGGUUGCAUAUAAUCAUCCUGACGGAGAAAUGGGAAAAAGUCACAAGGCUAGGGAGGCACUGUAUGAUUCGUCGAAAUGUGAGCACCCACACCCUUCUUUACCCAAAAAAGCACUCAGUGAGUUCAGCAAUGUUAGCAAUCUAUUCACACCCAGAGUGGCAGACAAAAGACAUGACCAGCCAAUCAAAUAUUUAAUCUGUGCCUCAGCAGCAACGGAUACAGUUAAUUUUUAACUGGCGGCUGACAAGCAGCUUGUUCAGGUAUAAUGGAGAUGCAAUCCAUGCCUUCCAGAUGGAAUGGAAUCUUCUCCCCACUAUGUCUACAGGGUGAUGUGCUGAGACCCUCCGGCUUGCCACCCCGUCCCAUCCAGCUUCUUUGCCCAUGCCCGGGAUCACACUCCCGCCCUCCCAAGCCAGAUCCCAUCUCUGCGGAGUCAUAUGAGGACUUGAAAGGGGCAGGAGGCUGUUAUUGCCAAGUAAAAGCUGAACUCACAGGUGCCGCCAAUUGUUUCCUCCACCAAGGUUCCAGGUGUUUCCUGUGCUGGGCACUGCGGUGAGGACGACAGGCACCUCAUCCUCCCCUACUCUGUCCACCAUAGCUUUAUAAGGCAACUAUAAUUGCCCCUAUUAUAGAGCCGAAGAAACUGCGGCUUGAAGGGUAACCACAGAUAGUGGCAGUGUGGAUCUGGCAGCUGCCCACACCCUAAGUUCAAGCCAUCCUCCUAGGAAGCCCGACGUGGGGCUCCACUGUGUGAGCCGGGAGACCCCCCUCGGCUUCAGGCCACUGCCUUCAGGCUGCAGGGAGGCAGCCUAGUGCAGACUCUGCAGCCCACAGACUGGGUUCAAAUCCUCCUCUCCCACUUGCUGGCUGUGCGACACGAGGCAAGCUCCUGAACCUCUCUGAGCCUUGUUAAACAGGCAUGAUAACAGUGCCAACCUCAUCAGGCUAUUGCAAGGAUUAAAUGAGGUAUACAAACAUUAUAAAGAAGAAGCGCUUCAAUAUUGGGUUUAAAUGUAGUGAUCAGGCCACAGUCUCUAGUACCUAGAGGAACCCACCCCUCUGUGGGACAUUCCAGGGGUACCAGGCAGAGCCCAGGUGCCUCGUGUCUGAAGCCAUACUCCGUCCUGUGAGAACUCUACACCUCAGCUAGGACUGGGUCCCCAGGAAGGGCAUCCCUUCCCCCAGAUCAGACCCUGGCACCUCAGUGCUGGGGAGGCUGCUGAGGGCAGGCUCUGACUGGGGAGCAGGGGCUGGGGGACACACCUGAGGGGUGACAGAGGGGCACAACCAGCCAAGGACAGACUCUGGGCCAUGCUGAGGAAACGGUCUCCUUCAUCAAGAUCCUCACCGAGAGCUUAUCUCCUCCCCUUCCAGGGUGGGGCCAGCUGCACCCUCUCAACCCUUCACCACCCCCCAAACAGGGCUUUUGAAACAGGAAGAGUUUAAAGCGAUGUCCCACCUGUGACUUGGUGACAUGCAGGACUGACUCAAUACGUGGAUCACUGACUUCCAACUUCUCUUGAAAACUCAGAAGGUCUGUCCAUGCCGGACCUGCAUUCCUGAGCAGCAGCAAUCCGGGGAGCUGGGUCAGGGGUCAAGGCUCCCGUUAAAUGGACACGCACACUCACUGUGCCAGGGCCCCACCAGCCUGCUUCGCUCGCAUGACCUGCUGUCGAGCUGCACAUGAUCCUUAGAGAGUGCGAGCAGGACCUCAUCAGAGUUACCGCGAAGCCCUUGCAAGUUAGAGCUGACCUUUACGAAUCGGCUGACCCAGGCACUCGGGUCUCACGAGCGUGGUGACCUAGCCUGGGCCCUACCGAGUGUCAUUCAGCAGAUUGAGGAGGGAACUGGCAUCCCUGUUUUCAACAAGCUCCCCAAGUGACUCUGAGGCACUUCAAGUAUCAGAAUCAAAUCCUCCUCGUAUCACCGCGAAGCUGACAUUCGGCUGUGACAUUUGGCAGGAGCAAGGCCAUGUUGGUUGUUAGUAUAUUGAAGAAGGCCUGUACUGACAGAUGGAUAGUGGGUGCUCUGGGCUCCCCAUGGCCUCUGCCCCACUCCUGUGCCCUGGCCCUUUCUCCAGGUCCUUCCCAUUGCUCUGCCCUCUAACAGCUAACAGGCUAAGGCCGGGGCAGCUGAGACCUACAGCAAUAAAGCCCUCCUUCAUUCUGA
Molecule: messenger RNA, 6297 nt
Organism: Manis pentadactyla (Chinese pangolin)
Lineage: Eukaryota; Metazoa; Chordata; Mammalia; Pholidota; Manidae
Gene: SH3RF2
Product: SH3 domain containing ring finger 2
Exons: 10
Coding region: 261-2435 (724 amino acids)
Biological process (GO): negative regulation of apoptotic process; protein ubiquitination; positive regulation of proteasomal ubiquitin-dependent protein catabolic process
Cellular component (GO): nucleoplasm
Molecular function (GO): ubiquitin protein ligase activity; protein phosphatase 1 binding
Source: RefSeq, a predicted model, not a curated record